Aspergillus fijiensis CBS 313.89 is the source of this 2583-nucleotide messenger RNA. RefSeq names its product J domain-containing protein. The transcript has 6 exons. The record is from RefSeq and is a predicted model, not a curated record. The coding region runs from base 195 to 2297 and encodes 700 amino acids. Gene Ontology annotation, molecular function: transmembrane protein transporter activity; RNA binding. Gene Ontology annotation, cellular component: Sec62/Sec63 complex. NCBI's taxonomy places the organism in Eukaryota, Fungi, Ascomycota, Eurotiomycetes, Eurotiales, Aspergillaceae. Gene Ontology annotation, biological process: SRP-dependent cotranslational protein targeting to membrane; post-translational protein targeting to endoplasmic reticulum membrane.
CCUUCACCGUUGACUGGUAGGGAGAUCAUGACCACCAGCUCAACGACCUAAUCUGUGCUGCUUUCCACCCAGCUUUUCCCCUUAUCGGACAUAUAUCCAACUUCCUGUCACAUAUUUUGAGCCCAGGAGCUGCACUCUUUGUCCCUCGUCCUGCCCGCUGCGGGCGACCGUGUCCAUUGUAAAUUUACUGCACCAUGUCGACAGACUACAACUAUGACGACAAGGGACAAUUCUUCCCCUUUUUCGUCCUCACCCUGACGAGUCUCGUCACUUUCCCUCUGACGUACAAUCUCCUCCGGCCGAGCAAGGGACUGGAGAACACCGCACCGCGGAUAAAAUCAGACUUCAAGCCCGAACAUGGCGACCUCAUUGACGCGCAGAAGCGCAGGCGUCUGCGCAAGGAACGUCGGAUCAAGCGCAUUGUCACAGUCGUGGUGGGCUACGCUGUCAUGGCUUGGAUGGCAUAUUUGAUCGUCGUCACAGCACGGACAGUACCUAAGAUAUGGGAUCCGUAUGACAUUCUUGGUAUCUCACGGAGCGCCGACGAGAAAGCGAUCUCCAGGCACUACAAGCGCCUUUCACUCGUCUACCACCCCGACAAGAUCCGCCCCGAUCCCGCCAAGAAUGAGACCAUCGAGAUGCUCAACGAGCGCUUCGUCGAGCUCACCAAGGCCUACAAGGCAUUGACCGACGAGGAAGUUCGCAACAACUACAUUCAGUAUGGCCACCCAGACGGCAAGCAGAGCAUGAGCAUCGGUAUUGCUCUUCCCACGUUCAUUGUCUCGGAAGGCUACUCCAAGUACACCCUGCUGGUCUAUGGUGCUCUGCUUGGCGUUCUUCUCCCAUACAUUGUCGGCCGCUGGUGGUACGGCUCGCAGCGUUACACCAAGGAGCGCGUUCUCGUCGCAAGUGCUGGAAACAUCUUCCGGGAAUACAGAGACGACAUCACCGAUGGCGGAAUAAUCAAUGCGCUGUCCUCCGGCGAUGAGUUUAAGGAGAUGUUGCAAGGACCCCGGUCCGAUGCUGGAUUGGUGAAGCUUGAGAAGAAGGUCCUGGCGGAGGAUUCCUCGUAUCUGACUCCCGAGGACCGCGCGGUCAUCAAGGGACUCGAUGAUUCGAGCAGACGGAAGGCGCUGGCGUUACUCUGGGCCUAUCUCGGUCGCGUUGAUCUGGGAGACGCCACGCUCAACGGAGAAAAAUAUGAAGCCGCCCCUAUCGCCCUUUCACUGAACGAAGCUUUCACGGCCAUCGCCCUUGCCUUUGGUAAUCUCCGACCAAUCCUCGGAUCCUUCCGCACCGCACAGCACAUCAUCCAAGCCGUCGCACCUGGCUCCUCUCCACUCCUCCAGUUGCCGCACUUCACGGCGAAACUCGUGCAGACUAUCGAAGGUGCCGACAACAAGGAACACUUCACCGUGCAAAAGUUCAUGUCCAUCCCGGAAGCCGAGCGCUACAGCCUCACCGUAGGCGCCGGCCUCCUGACUGAGAAGCAAUACACGACCGCCAUCAACGUUGCCAAACAACUCCCCGUUCUCGAGGUUUCCCGGGCCUUUUUCAAGGUGAUGGGCGAGAAGGUCAUCACGCCGAGCAGUCUGGUGCAACUCGUCGUCAAAGCGCGCUUCAUCCCCCCCGGUUCCGCCAACGCCCCCGCCCCUUCUUCCGCCGACCUCGAAGACAUCGAUCCUGACGAGGAUGACCUCGACGCUAUCAUGGGCCGCAACGGCAAGAAGACAAAGGUGGUGAACGGCCAGAGGGUGGAAGAAGCUAAGUCCGAACCCGUUCAACCUCCGCUCGCGCACGCCCCCUACCUCGCCCGCGACCACUCCCCGCGCUGGCAUAUCUUCCUGGCCGACGCCAAACAGGGCAAGAUGGCUGUGCCCCCCUUCACCUUCACCACAUUUGACAAGCCCCUCUUCGACCCCGUCACCGGCAAGCCCACGUUCAACGUGCAGACCCUCAAGAUGCAGUUCCAGGCUCCACCCCAGGUCGGUGACUUCACUUUUGUGAUGCACAUGCUCUGCGACAGUUAUUUGGGCCUCGACACGAAGAUGGAAAUCACCCUGCACAUCGACGAUCCCGCCAAGGCCGCGGCGUUGGACGAGGAAGAUGAUAUCAGUGAGCCUGAUGAGGAUUCGAUAGCCGGCCAAAUGCAAGCCCUAAAGACCGGCCAAGCCCCCAAGAAGAAGGCCAAGAAGCCUUCGGCGGAGUCUAGCGAGGACGAGGAGAGUGAUACCGAUGGUGAUGCAGGCGAUACUAGUGACACGAACACGGAGACGGAUAUCGAUGAUGAUGAUUGAAGGGCAUAUUUGCAUUAAAGGGAACGUCAUAAUCGCAGGGAGGCUAUGUUUUCCCACCCGUCCGUCCUAAGGGAAACAAAGUUAAACAUAUAAACCCAACCUAUACGUGGAAAGGAAGAAAAGAAAAAAAGAAAGUCUUAUGAUACCUUUAGCUCUCCUUUUCUUUUCCUUUAUUAUCUUCCCCUUUGCUCACCAUCCCUUGUCCUGGUUUGAUCUUGCUUCGGGAACGGAUCUUCUUACCUCUUUUCCAAUUUUUUUUUUUCUUUUUUUUUUUAAACCAUUUUCA